CAACAUCGCCCAGAAUCCUCUUCAUCUGCCGCUUCUGCCGCUUCUGCCUGCUUCUCCACCGCCCUCUAGUAGCCACGUUUCCCCCUCCUGCCCUGGGUCUUCGCGGGAGGGGGCAGGCCCGCGAGGAGAUUCGGGCUUCCUAUUGGUCAUCAGCUAGAGCGCCGGCCUCCCAUUGGCCCGCAUCGCUGCGGACAGGCGCGGUACGGGGGCCGCGCGGUCCUUUUCGGCGUCCACCGGGGCCGGCUCGGCUCUCCUGGUACGGGAUGCAGCCGGGGCCCGGCGGCGGCGCAGCCGCGGGGAACGCCCGGCACCCCAUGAAGAGAAGGGUCCCCCUGUCGGAGCCCAGCCUGGGAGACCCGCACCAGCUCUUCCAUGACACGAGCUCUGCCCAUGGGCCCGGGAGCUAUGUGGCCCACCGGGUGCCCGGGGGCCUGGGCUACUCUUCCCCCUUGCAGCCAGGCUUCCUCGAUGACCCCAUGUCCAACAUGGCGGUCGCCUAUGGCAGCAGCCUGGCCGCUCAUGGCAAGGAGCUGGUGGACAAGAACAUCGACCGCUUCAUUCCCGUCACCAAGCUCAAGUAUUACUUCGCUGUGGACACCGUGUACGUGGGGAAGAAGCUGGGGCUCCUGGUGUUCCCCUAUCUGCACCAGGAUUGGGAGGUCCAGUACCAGCAGGACAUGCCGGUGGCCCCGAGGUUCGACAUCAACGCCCCCGAUCUCUACAUUCCAGCCAUGGCUUUCAUCACGUACAUCCUGGUUGCUGGCCUAGCCCUGGGGACCCAGGACAGGUUCUCCCCCGACCUGCUGGGGCUGCAAGCUAGCUCGGCCCUGGCCUGGCUCACCGUGGAGGUGCUGGCCAUCCUGCUCAGCCUCUACCUGGUCACCGUCAACACGGACCUCACCACCAUCGACCUGCUGGCCUUCUCGGGGUAUAAGUACGUGGGGAUGAUUGGCGGAGUGGUGACGGGCCUGCUCUUCGGGAAGACGGGCUACUACGUGGUGCUCAGCUGGUGUUGUGUGGCCAUCUUCGUCUUCAUGAUCCGGACCCUCCGGCUGAAAAUCCUGUCAGAAGUGGCUGCCGAAGGCGUCCUGGUGCGGGGGGCGCGGAACCAGCUGCGCAUGUACCUCACCAUGGCCAUCGCGGCGGCCCAGCCCCUCUUCAUGUACUGGCUCACCUUCCACCUGGUCAGAUGAGGGGCCCCGGCUGCCCCUGUCCCCUGAGGCUCAGGGCCCAGAGCAGGGAUGGGAGAAGAGAGGAGCCCAGCCGGGAGGAGGGAGCCGCCCUCUGCACUGAGCCACUGGAACGGGCCUCCCUGCCACCAACCUACAUUCAUCUCCUCCCUGCCUGCCGCGCCCCAUCUCCUCCCCAUCCCCGUCCCCUGAGGUGCUUAGACAUCUGUAACUGCACAGCAUGCUCCAAGCUGGGGCUGCCCAUGGGCGUCUGUUACUGGGAGAAAUAAACCCCCUGGGGUGCUGCUGGCUGA
Molecule: messenger RNA, 1483 nt
Organism: Monodelphis domestica (gray short-tailed opossum)
Lineage: Eukaryota; Metazoa; Chordata; Mammalia; Didelphimorphia; Didelphidae
Gene: YIF1B
Product: Yip1 interacting factor homolog B, membrane trafficking protein
Biological process (GO): endoplasmic reticulum to Golgi vesicle-mediated transport
Cellular component (GO): endoplasmic reticulum membrane; COPII-coated ER to Golgi transport vesicle; endoplasmic reticulum-Golgi intermediate compartment
Source: RefSeq, a predicted model, not a curated record